AUGUAUCAAGGACUCGUCCCCCCUGACACUUGGGCACAAAAGGAUAUUUGGCAGACGACGGCCAAAUGUGUGGGUUUACUGGGACUAGUUGGUGCCCUUUUAUACAUAGCUGCCCGGAUCACGAAGAUGCGUGGCCUAAGCUACCGUAUCUACUUCGUGGAGACCAUUUCUUUCCCGGCUCUCCGGCGCACCCAGGUUACUGAAAUCGAUCUCUCCGAUUCCAAUCAAUUCGAUGGUCAACUUCUACCCCGUCUUCGCUCUUAUUACCCUGAUUUUGCGCAUGGGGCCGAGCCAGCCGAAAUGUCACCUCCGAGCCUUAUUAUAUUAGAGCCCGAAACCGUGAAUGAUGGGAACGACAACAUAAUCGACGCAAGCGACAUUGGACAUACAUUCCGCGUGGAGGCGGCGGCCAGAUCUUUAAAUCACGACGAUGCUUAUCAUGCUGCCCUUGCCGCUGCCUCUGUGAUAACACGCCGUCGGACGAAUGCUACUACUGUUUCUACUGGGCUCAGAUUUGGCUUCCAAAUCAGCCUGGCUCGGGAAACGAUGCCCAACUUUGCCCAUGUCGAGGCUGAACGUGGACUGCCGAUGAACGACCCAUUGGCGUUCGAAGAUUCAGAUGUGGAGGAUGAGGAGGUCGAUGAAGAUGAGGAUCAAGGCGACCAUGUUUCUUCGAAUAUCCCAUCCUCAAGCGGUACACCAAGCUGCUCAUUGUGCGGCCCCGAUCCACCGACGGAUGAUGGUCAAACGCCAAACAAUGAGGAAAAUCAACUGUCUAGGGAGCAGCCUGAUGUACCGCCAACAUCAGUUACUAUCAAGUUUUUGGACGAUCGAAUUCUGAUUGCUCCUACUCACCUCGACGACACUGUCGGAGAUUUCAAAAGAAAAUUCUUCUCGGAUGCAAUUAGUUCCGGCAACGUUGUGCGGUUGAUCUACAAAGGCCAACUUCUACGUGAUGAUAGUCGAAGCCUGGCAUCAUAUGCUGUUGAAGACGGCUGCGUCGUACAUUGUAGCAUCUCUGAUGUGCCGUAUUCAGUUCCCGUUCCCACAGAAGCCCCAAAUGCUGCCGCUACUUUGCCUGGGCGCGAAAACGUGCACCAAAACGGAGCCGCACAACAUAGAGGCCGUCGCGUCCGUCGUUAUCCUCGUUGGCCUCCACGGCGACGCAACCCAACACCGGAGCAUAUCCGCAAUGGAGUCGAUCGUUUUAUGUGGCAUUUCGCGGAUUCACUUCCAUCACCAGACGAGUAUUCGCCGUCGUUCGGACAACUGUAUGAAAUGCUGCUUGAUUUAUUCGACUAUUUUUGGGAAGGUUUGAUGCAUGAGGAUUCGGUCGCCCAGGCUUUCUACCGCGGGCUGAUGCAGCCGCUUCCGGAACGACCACAUAUGAAUGUUGUACAGCAAGUCUCAUUCAACAUCUAUAAUAGGGUGCAUAAUUCGCUCGCUUCGGUGAAUCAUCUCUUCGAUCAGCGUAGUUUAAGUGCUCAGGGUAGGACCGAAACCCUCCGAUACGCCAUCGACUCCAUGAUAUUUUUGAUACUAGCUCGAGCUUUGGACGCGCUCGUCCUGCUGACGACACAACGUUCCGUGUUCUGCACGUAUUUCUACCAGUACACCGGCUGUUUCGAGUGGUUGCUGUUAGGAUUGCUCAUUAUUUGGCGUCCAAGCGUGGACGAAGAUCAUGAAGCA
Molecule: messenger RNA, 1689 nt
Organism: Mesorhabditis spiculigera
Lineage: Eukaryota; Metazoa; Nematoda; Chromadorea; Rhabditida; Rhabditidae
Source: the annotation of a GenBank genome assembly